Molecule: messenger RNA, 903 nt
Organism: Ceutorhynchus assimilis (cabbage seed weevil)
Lineage: Eukaryota; Metazoa; Arthropoda; Insecta; Coleoptera; Curculionidae
Source: the annotation of a GenBank genome assembly
AUGAAGUGCUUUGUGAUUUGUGCGGUAAUUGCCGUUUCUUUUGCUGUGGCAACUGCAGGGCCAGUGGUAGAUGAACAUCAAACUCCACACAUAAAUUCGAUUCACUCCAAUGAGCCAACCAUUGAAGAAUCUUUAAUGAAAAAAUUAAACAACAAAUGUUCGAAACACGACAUUUCGUCCUGCAUGAUGUUGAAACUUGUCACUUACUUCAAUCGUAUGCUGAAGAAGUCUCAAAUUGAACUGGGGGAUGUUGAAAUCAGUCAAACUUCCACUGAAACCACUACAAUUGAGAGCUCAAGAAGUUUAAAAGACGUCGAAAAAAUGUCUGAUGAAGAACAGUUGACUACACUUAUUGGCGAUAAAUUGUACAACUUUGUUCGUACUAGGUCCAUGAAAUGGCAUGUAACCGAUGGUGCUGAUCUGGUGGUAUCUGGAAGAAGUGACAACGACGGCGGUUUGAACCUUGGCUUUUCUAUUCGUCCAGUUGAAGGUGCCACAGAAGAGAGCCGUAAAAAGAAAAACGAAGGAGGUAACAUGAACGGUAUCAUGGCUGCAGCUAUGAUGAAGAUUGGUCUCCUCAAGGCUUUGGCUUUCAAGGCUUUAGUAAUUUUGGUCGGAAAAGCCUUACUUGUUAGCAAACUCGCCCUUGUUCUCGCCGCAAUUAUUGGUCUCAAAAAGCUACUUAGCCAAGAAAAGCACGUAACCUACGAAGUAGUAGCCCAACCCCAUCAUGACCACCACGAACACCACGUUAGCAGCGGUGGACAUGACAGCUACGGAGGUGGUGGCUGGGGAAGAACUUUCGACGCUAAGGAAGCCCAAAACUUGGCUUACAGUGCCCAAGUACCAUCUAAUUAAAUUAGAUAGAAUUAGUCCCAAAUGUUACCACCAUAUUGGUGUCCA